AUGCCCACUACCCGUAGAGCAACUGGCGGCGCCCGAGCCCAGCACGGCCCAGGAAAGGGUCAAUCCACUCUCAGCUUUUCCAACAGGGUGUCCAAGUCCGUGUCGCGACAGGAUGCCAAGAAACCAGUUGUUUCUCCUAUUACCGAAAAGGAUGCCGAGGAGGACGUCCCGGAAGUGACCAAGGUCGAGGUCGAGCCUGAAGAGACUCUCGAAGUUGAACAGAAGGAGACUAAGGAGGAGACUGAGGAGGAGGCCGUGGAGGAGGAGCAAGUGCCAACCAAGUCCGAGGCCGAACUCCGGGCAGAGAAGAUCUCGGAUGCGCAGAUUGCGAAAUACUGGAAGAACGUCCAGGCGCAAAGCAUCGCGCCACAGGUUCAUGUCGAGGACGUCAGUCUUGGGGAAAAGAUUCUGCGUCACUUUGACGUGAGCCUGCAUUAUGGGCCCUGUGUCGGUAUCCAAAGGCAGAAACGCUGGGAACGGGCGGAGAAACUGGGCCUGAACCCGCCCAUCGAAGUCCUUGCCGUUCUUCUUAAACAGGAGAGCCCGGGGAAGCAACAGGCGCAUAUGGAUGAGCUCCUCAACUCGACAGCUGUGGGCGCAUAA
Molecule: messenger RNA, 603 nt
Organism: Sodiomyces alkalinus F11
Lineage: Eukaryota; Fungi; Ascomycota; Sordariomycetes; Glomerellales; Plectosphaerellaceae
Exons: 2
Coding region: 1-603 (200 amino acids)
Biological process (GO): DNA-templated DNA replication; DNA synthesis involved in DNA repair
Cellular component (GO): delta DNA polymerase complex
Molecular function (GO): DNA-directed DNA polymerase activity
Source: RefSeq, a predicted model, not a curated record